AUGGCGUGGGGGUGGAGUCAUGGCAGACUAGAGCGUCAAGGAACAGGACAGCGGUCUUCAACUGGUGCAUCUGCUCCUGGCGUGCGCCGACUUCGUCUCCAAGGGGGACCAGCCAUCGGCGCUGCGCCACUUGCACCUCCUCCGCCGCGUGGCCUCCUCGCUGGGCGACUCAAUGCAGCGCGUCGCCUCCUACUUUGCCGACGCCCUCGCCGCCCGCCUCACCCUCUCCUCCAACCCGUCCUCCUCCUCCUCCGCCUCGGGCGGUGGCCACGCCACGCCGCGCGCGGCGCGCGGCGCGGCGCGGGCGCGGGCGUAGCGCCCUACACGUUCCCUCCGUCGCCGGACACGCUCAAGAUCUACCAGAUCCUGUACCAGGCCUGCCCCUACAUCAAGUUUGCGCACUUCACCGCUAACCAGGCCAUCUUCGAGGCCUUCCACGGCGAGGACCGCGUGCACGUCGUCGACCUCGACAUCCUGCAGGGCUACCAGUGGCCGGCGUUCCUGCAGGCGCUGGCCGCGCGCCCCGGCGGCCCGCCGACCCUGCGGCUCACCGGCGUCGGGCACCCUUCGGCCGCCGUCAGGGAGACCGGGCGCCACCUCGCCUCCCUCGCCGCGUCCCUGCGCGUGCCGUUCGAGUUCCACGCCGCCGUCGCCGACCGGCUCGAGCGCCUGCGCCCCGGCGCGCUCCAGCGCCGCGUCGGCGAGGCGCUCGCGGUCAACGCUGUCAACAGGCUGCACCGCGUUCCUGGCGUGCAUCUCGGCCCGCUGCUCUCCAUGAUCCGCGACCAGGCGCCCAAGAUCAUGACGCUCGUCGAGCAGGAGGCCGGCCACAACGGCCCCUACUUCCUGGGCAGGUUUUUGGAGGCGCUGCACUACUACUCGGCGAUCUUCGACUCGCUGGACGCGACGUUCCCGGCGGACUCGGCGGCGCGGAUGAAGGUGGAGCAGUGCCUGCUGGCGCCGGAGAUCCGGAACGUGGUGGCAUGCGAGGGCGCCGAGCGGGUGGCGCGGCACGAGCGGCUGGACCGGUGGAGGCGCCUCAUGGAAGGCCGCGGCUUCGAGCCUGUGCCGCUCAGCCCGGCCGCCGUUGGCCAGAGCCAGGUCCUGCUCGGCCUCUACGGCGCUGGUGACGGGUACCGGCUCACCGAGGACAAGGGCUGCCUCCUCCUCGGCUGGCAGGAUCGCGCCAUCAUCGCUGCCUCCGCGUGGCGGUGCUGA
Messenger RNA from Miscanthus lutarioriparius, 1218 nucleotides. Lineage: Eukaryota; Viridiplantae; Streptophyta; Magnoliopsida; Poales; Poaceae. The record is from the annotation of a GenBank genome assembly.